GGGUAUAUCUUUUACUGCUAAUUCUUGUCAAGCAUCUACCAUUUACAAAAUUCCUAAACACCGUAUACAGCAAAAGAUUGCUGCGAUCGAAAGGGAACGUCCUUUCAGGAAUGUUUUGACAGAUAAAUUUGAAAGACAACAUACUUAUUUAAGAAUUUCACUGACGGAAAAAUGUAAUUUAAGAU
This is a messenger RNA of Racocetra persica, 185 nucleotides long. Lineage: Eukaryota; Fungi; Glomeromycota; Glomeromycetes; Diversisporales; Gigasporaceae. The record is from the annotation of a GenBank genome assembly.